Oncorhynchus masou masou (cherry salmon) is the source of this 1806-nucleotide messenger RNA. RefSeq names its product regulator of G-protein signaling 9-binding protein. The transcript has 3 exons. Gene Ontology annotation, biological process: G protein-coupled receptor signaling pathway. Gene Ontology annotation, cellular component: neuron projection. NCBI's taxonomy places the organism in Eukaryota, Metazoa, Chordata, Actinopteri, Salmoniformes, Salmonidae. Bases 128 to 865 code for a protein of 245 amino acids. The record is from RefSeq and is a predicted model, not a curated record.
GGAGCCCAAUACUGAGGGCUCACUCUGAAGUUGCUCAGUUGUUUUCAGUCGUGUCGAAGGUUGUCAACUUGGCCGUAGGCUAUAAGAAAGCAUGAGACCCUGAGGAGACUUCAAAACGGAGGUUCAGAUGAAUCGGUGGCGGAGAUCAGUGGAUGAGAUUCAGGCCAGGAAACGGCAGGUCACAGAGUGUGAGCGUGCCCUGGAAGCCCUGUGCAAGGUGACUGCCUGUUUCCAACAGAUGGCCAUCUCUAUCGGAAGUAACUCAGACGGCAGCUUUCUGAGAGAGGAGAUGGACGAGACCAGAGCACUGGCUCAUAGAAUCUGCACAGGGUUGCACAGACGUCUGGUCCCUCUAUUAACAGAGAGGGCGACUGAACCUGGACAAGAGGAUCGAUUACAGGUGCAGCGACUGUGGGUUCUUUUCCUCACUGGGCUGGAGAACCUCCAACAGGACCUGCACAAAGCCAGUGACUUAAUAGACCGCUUCCCUUUGAAACAGAGAAAUGACCGCCGGGCCCUGGUGAACACAGGAGCUACAGAUGGGGUCACUGGGGUGUCUGCCCGAGCUGCUUCAGUCCAAACCCCUUGGCUAGCAGUGGAGGUGGAACAAAACCCUGACCUAAAGACGCACAUCACCCAGAUUGACGUCCUGGUCAAGGAGAUGCUCCAGAAAGUCAGCAUUCCUUUCUGGGCAGUGGAGGCUACCCAAGAGGCCUGGGUGGAAGGCGCUCAGUCUCAGGACGCUGCACACGAUCAGGAUGAGACUCUGGAAGAGAUGAUGGUGGUGUCCCAAGAUGACCAGAUGUCUGGGUGUUGUCAACCUCUAAACUGUAAGUUAGGGUGUAUGUUUUGUUUAGCGACCUGAAGACUGGGGUGUACUUUGAAACUGUUAAUGUCAGCAUACUCUCUACAUACACCGUGCAAUAACUACAAGUAGCUAUGCAAAAUGGCAUUCCUGUGUAAAAACUAAAAUGUGCAGUCCUGCAAUUUUAAAACGACAGUACACAGGACCAGCAUUUUGCAUAGCGUCGUGUUGCAAACACAUGGUAUAAAUUAGGUUUUUACAUGCACAAGUAAUUUCUAUUUACGAAUGAAAAUUAUGAACGUUAAACAUCUUUAGAUGCAGUCAAAGAGCUUACACAUGCUAAAGCUAAGGUAUGAUGAAUUAUAAAGAUCUCCUUGAUAAAAGGAUAGAUGUGUAUGUUGAAGACCUUGUAUACCUAGGUUGAUUGAUUCAUUUUGUAAUACGCUGACUACACCAAGUGGGUGCAUCCAGCCACACAAGCAGGUUGAAAUAGCAAAACAAUAAUGGUCACCAGUCAAAACAGUCGCGGACAUUUAGCUCGCUAAAUGGUUCUGGGAUAUAAAUAUUGCGUUAUUUUACCCGAAAUACACCAGGUCCUUUUCCCCCCUUUGAGGUGUUUUGACCUAUUGAGCCACAAAAUCAUGUGCCCUCUACUCCGACAAUUAAUCCACAGAUAAAAGGGGAAACCUAGUUUACUAUAUCUCCUUCAUAUGCCGUUUGGCAACCAACUUUAAGGUGCAUUACCAUCACCAACUGGACUUGAGUGUGGACCUAAAUUCAGCUUUCAAUCACCCACGUGGGUAAAUGCUCCUAAAAACCAACGACAAGAUGGUCUUGUGACACAAAUAAAACCAAGUUGCAUUUUAGCACCUGGCUACAGACACACGCGAGCAGUUUGGGUAAAAUGAUGGAACAUGUCAACAUUUAUUUUGUAACAGGGCCGGUGUGGUCAGCAUGUUAGAAUGAACGUUGUAUUGAUUGCUUGAAAAUGUAUUAUGCAA